Messenger RNA from Cutaneotrichosporon cavernicola, 5670 nucleotides. RefSeq lists its product as uncharacterized. The record is from RefSeq and is a predicted model, not a curated record. Lineage: Eukaryota; Fungi; Basidiomycota; Tremellomycetes; Trichosporonales; Trichosporonaceae. Gene Ontology annotation, molecular function: guanyl-nucleotide exchange factor activity. The transcript has 4 exons. The coding region runs from base 1 to 5670 and encodes 1889 amino acids.
AUGCCCAAUUCCAACCGGCCACCGCCACCCACGGACCACUAUGCCAGCAUGUUCGAUUUUGGCUCGUCGCUGCCUCCUGGCGCGCUCCUCCCGUCCGUACCAGGUUACAGCCCCGUGCUCGGUGCCCAACAGCUGCAGUCGCCUGCGCGCAUGAGCAGCAACGUCAACAACGGGCAUGGCCAUGACAACAUGUCGCCUGGGGCGCGCAUGGGCGACUUUGAUCCGUAUAACCACGGCCGUACGCACCCAUCGACAACCAUGCCCUCACGUUCAUCGACGGGGGCAAGUGAGACCGAGUACGGCAACCACUUGACACGUGAGAUGCGCGGCGCUUUGCCAGUCGCCCCUCCUCCCCCUCCCCCACCUCGUACGCGUGAGGGUAGCGUGCGUCGCGCCCUUCCAAAGAUCCCGGGACAAGCGGAAGGUUUGUAUCAGCCGCGGCCGCCAGCACCUGUUCUGGCUCCUGCACCUGUCGUUGCUCCGAUUCCUCCGCCUGCUCCUGCACCAACUGCAUCUUCGACGUCGGGCUCUCGCAACGCUCCGCCAAUGCCACCGCCACGGUCUAUACCCACAAGGCGCGCUCUGCCUACUCCUCCCACCGCACUGCCUCCAGUCUCCAAACCGUCCAUCUCAGCACACACGCACGACUCGCCGCCCGGGUCGCUGCGCAACCUAGGUGCAUCCCAGCACGACGUAGCGCUUCCUCCAACCCAGCAUGAGCACCAGCGGCAUGCCUCGCCUAGGAUGCCGCGCGACUCAGACGCCCCGUCUCUGCGACAGGUCCUCGACGCGUCCUCUACAUACGACACGGGGGCCUCACACAACAGGAGCGACUGGUACUUUGAUCCGGCAUCAACUGUUCCUACUAGCGUCCCUUCCCACUCGACACAGAGAUAUGUGAACGGCUCCAACCACACGUCCAACGCCCAGAGUGGGUCGCAUGUCGACGACAACUUGGCGUACGACUCGAAGCUGGACAUUACUGGCCAGCAGAUCGGCGUGAUGGGCGAGAAUGAGGACCUGUCGAGCACACCCAAAGCGCAUUCAUGGGUACGCGGGUUUGACCCAAAACGCCUUGCACCGUCGUCUAGCGUCAACAGCCUGCAGACUCAGGCAGCGGCGACGCCGUCUCCCAUCCCGUCGCCGGUCCCAGCACCAUUGGCCUUUCCAGAUGCUCGGCCUGUCUCGGAAGGACGCGCGACGCUCGGCGUUCCGUCGUCGCACCCGAACAUCCUCGGUCGUAAAGACCUGUACGACGAGCUGGGAGUUGAUGAGUCUGAUUGGGGUGGGCAGAACUACGACUACUCUACACAGUAUGAGCCCAUCGCCUCGUCCUCCAGCGCGUAUGCGGAACCCCGGCCGAACGGCAUGCCCAGGGCGGAGCCUUCGGGCCAGCGGAAUCCAGCAAGAUGGUACCAGAGCAAACUCGACAUCCAUGAGGCCAACGGGGGUGGCGAGUUCUACGAGGACGACGAGUACGCAACGAGCGAUGACGAUGAUGGGGCAGACGACGAGAUGAAUGGCUUACGCUUCUUUAAUCCAGCGUACCUGAGCGAGACUGCGGUACAGGUCCGCGACCGAGUCAUUCGCGGUACACACAUCAAGGGCGGCACCACGUACGUGGGAUCGUUUACGGGAACGGAUCUUGUAUACGCCAUCGGCACUCUCCAACCACCAUUUACCCGCGACGGCCCUGCGGAUAGACGCUUUGCCCUUCAAACGGCAAAGUCCCUUCAGUCGCAGCUGUGGGUCGUCGAGGCCGACUGGGUGCCCCGCCCAAUACGGGAUUCCCCCGAUGACGUCUUCAAGUUUAUGAGUGACCUGGACGGCAUGGGCGAAGACGUCUCCUUGCCCAAGGGUGUUCUCACUAUGGCAACCAAGUGUUACUCCUCGAGCUGUAACGGAAAGGGCGGAUGCUACAGCCCUCGCUGCCCUUACACGAGGUCGCCCAAUUCGUUCUUAACCGUCGUCGUCGAGGACGAGCCAGGACCGAGCCGACAGCCCAUGGCCGUGGUCAAGAAUGACAAGGACUGGAUGGAAGACGUUCCAGCAACUCAGCGGGCCCUGAUGAGCGAGGACGAGCAAACGCGCCAGACUCUCAUCCGCAAGGCUAUCAUUGAGGAGGAGCGCUACGAGGCUAACCUUGGCCUCAUCGAACAAACAUUCCUCAUCCCCUUGCAAACCGCCAGCCCGCCCAUUGUGCAGCCUUACGGCACAUUAGACCAGUAUGUGCGCGGGCUGUUCAGCAACAUUGUCGAGAUCCGUCAGGCGUCGCGAGCUCUUUUGGAGAACUUUGCUAUACGUCUUCGCGAGCAGGGCCCGCUCGUCCAGAAUGUCGGCGACAUCUUCCUCGACUCGGCCAGCCAGUUCGAAACACUGUACUCGCCUUACAUCGACAACCUCCCCAAGGCCGACACACUUCUCAACAAACUGAUCGAAGAAAAUCUCCCGUUCUCACACUGGUUACAGGCAGUAUCGAGCACCACAGAACGUCGCCUUGACCUCCGCUAUCUCCUCAAGCAUCCGGCCAGUCACCUCCAGUGCUAUCCACAGAUCAUCCAAGGCAUUCUUGACAAGACGCCACCCGAGUCACCCGACUGCGACUUCUUGAAGGAGGCUCUGGGAUCAAUCCAAAACAUUUCGUACAUCUCUCGCCUCAAGCUGUUCCAGGCGUCACUAGGUCGCGACCCGCAUGGCAAGCUCGAAUGGAACGAGGUUGUGUCACCGACGGUGCUUAAGACCAUGUCCAGCAAGGAAUGCCGCCUGCAACACAACAUCUGGGAGCUCAUCAAAACAGAGAUGCAGUACGUCUACGAUCUCCAACUUAUCGACAAGAUAUUCAUUACGCCGCUGAGAAUGUCCGACAAGGAGAUCAUUGAGCGCUCGCGGCUCGAGGUGUUCAUCGACGACGUCUUCCAUAACUACAAGUCCAUUCUCGCGGUACACGAGAAGUUGCUCGCGGACUUGCACGACCGCCAGCUCAAACAACACCCCAAAGUUGGCAUGGUGUCGGAUCUGAUGCUCAACGCGUAUCUGAACGGGAACGAGGCGUACGCGGAGUACAUGCCCCACUACCCUAUCGCAAAAGCAAAAAUUGACGAGGAGAAGUCUAAGAACCCGAAUUUCGCUGCGUUCCUCCAAGAGGCACGGUCGCACCCAGCAGCCGUUCAGAGACACGACCUCAACCACUACAUUUACCGUCCCCUUCCUCGCUUUCCGCGCUACAAUAUGCUUCUCUCUGAGAUCAUGAAGCAAAAGCAGGCUGUCCUCGAGGAAAAAGGGCUGUCGGCGGACACCGACAGCGACAUUGCUGAUAUCGGCCAAGUCAUUGACUUGAUCGCAGGUCUGACAAGGGCUGCCGACAAGGGAAUCGCCGUCAACGAGGCCAGGGUCUCAUUGUGGGAGUGGAACACGAACCUCAACGGCGGCAAAUUUGGACACCGUGCAGCUCGCGAUCUAGAGCUGCUGAAUCCGAUGCGAGAGCUCAUCCAUGAAGGCAAGGUGUUCCGCCAGUCUGACAACUCGAUCGGUGGCUCCUGGACCGAGCUCCAGCUACUCCUUUUCGACAACUACUUGGUGCAGGUCAAGGUGACAAAGUCGAAAGCUGGAUCCUCUCUUCGAUACACCAUCAAGGAGCGGCCUAUUCCGCUAGAGCUUCUCAAGCUCGGCAACUUUGACGACCAAGCCAUCACCCGUUCGAUGGGCAUGCUCACCAUGAUUGGCGGAAAGGGUCACAACGAUAGUAAGGACCAUGCCCAGUCCGACUCGAAGACCGUGUACCCUUUCAAGUUUUCGGUCAUUGGCGCGGGGGCGAGCAAUGGCGUGUACACCCUGUGGGCCGACUCGAAACAAUCACGUAGCCUGUGGCAUGACAAGCUCAAGCACGGCCAGGUACUGCGUACGGAGAUCAACGAGGCCAACAAGGUGUUCGAGUUCACGCCUUUGAGCCUGGACACGUUCUACGUGGCACCCCUCUACGGUGUCCACCCGCACGCGCAGCAGAAUUACACGGGCCGAGUGACUUGCUCGGCUCCUUUCGUGACUGCCGACCACCGCAAGCUCGUGGCGAUCGGCUGCGAGCAGGGCCUCUGGAUUGGCGUGCAGCACGACCCUUCCUCGCUGCGAAAGGUCUUACACGUCAAAGCCGUCACGCAGAUCGCGAUCCUCGAGGAGUUUGGCAUCGUCUUGGUGCUGGCGGACAAGAGUCUCUUGGCGUACCACCUGGAGGCGUUAGUGCCAACAGCAAGUUCCCCUCAGGUGAAGGCGGCGCCGCAUCGGCUCAGCGGAGUUCGCGACAUUGUCUUCUUCGCCGUUGGACAGAUUGCGGACCGCACGCUGGUCCUCUACGCCAAGCGCAAAGGCAUCACCUCUGUGCUCAGGGCAUUGGAGCCGGUACUGAACCGUGCUCCGGAAGAUCGUCGUCGCCUCGGCGGUUUCCUCAGCCAGAAAAACACAGACUGGUUCCGCCUCUACAGGGAGUUCUUCAUCGCGACCGAGGCAAUGAACGUACAGUUCCUCAAGGCCAAGAUUGUGAUCGUGUGUGCAAAGGGCUUCGAGGUCAUGAACCUCUCCGACCUGAAGGGAGGGUCGAUUCCCGUCUUCGAUGCUGCCAAAACAAAGGACAGACCUGAACUGGCCGAGCUCCAACGCCGCUGCGAGUUGGCCACAUCCAAGCCCAUUGCCAUGUUCCGUUCGACGGAGCGCGAGUUCCUCCUGUGCUACGAGGCUUUCGGCUUCUAUGUCGACCAACACGGCCUGCCCAACCGCUCUUGCCAGGCGAUCGACUGGGAGGGCAAGGCCGAGAACAUUGUCUUCCACCCGCCCUACUUGCUGCUCAUCUCGCCAUCGUUUAUUGAGGUGCGCCACAUCAACACAGCCAAGUUGCUGCAGAUCUACACAGGCGUGGACAUCAGGUGUACCUGGGAUGGCACCGGCGGCAUGAUCCGCAGACAGGAGACUGGGCCGGAUUCCAAGGGCUGGGGCGACGAGGUUCAGUCGACCGAGCCGCGUAUCCACAUCUGCAAGCGCACCACAGACAAUAAGCAAACCAACGGCAUCGAGCAGCAAGUCUAUGAGCUCACGCCGACGCUGCUGCUCAACAAUCCUCUGCUCAAUCCGGUCCACACCCAGGACCCAAACUACUUCCCACCUGCGCCUCUCGACUACCGCUCAAGCGGGGGCGAGCCGCUUUACUGGAGUGAGGGGUACGAGGGCGACUCUUACGUUAUGGACAGGCAGAGCGUGAGCUCGGUGAGCACCACGACGUAUGUGAACCAAAACGGCGGCACGUCGCAGACGCAUUUGAUGAGCGCGACUCAGCACGGCGCGAUGCACCCACACCAAACGCUGUCGAUCCCGGCCGGCUUCGAGAUGCCGAUGGUGCGCGACGACUAUGAGUACUUCGAGCGCGGUACGUAUCCCCAGGUUGCAACCCAACAGCACCUGUCAAACGAGUGGCCCGCGCAGUCGGCAGAAGUAAUCAACGGCUAUGGUGGAGGUGGGUAUCAGCCGCAGUACGGACAACAGCAGCAGCGGAACUCGCAGAGCGGCCCCAGCAACUAUGCGCAAUUUAGCCAGGCAGGCGAGUUUGGCGGUUACCAGUCACAGCAGCAGUUCGCAGGCGAUUACGACUUUAACCCGGAGUAUCAACAGCAGGGGUACCAACGAUGA